Messenger RNA from Chrysochloris asiatica (Cape golden mole), 944 nucleotides. It is a transcript of the gene SGTA, whose product is annotated as small glutamine-rich tetratricopeptide repeat (TPR)-containing, alpha. Bases 2 to 943 code for a protein of 313 amino acids. Lineage: Eukaryota; Metazoa; Chordata; Mammalia; Afrosoricida; Chrysochloridae. The record is from RefSeq and is a predicted model, not a curated record. Gene Ontology annotation, biological process: post-translational protein targeting to endoplasmic reticulum membrane. Gene Ontology annotation, molecular function: molecular adaptor activity; protein binding. Gene Ontology annotation, cellular component: TRC complex; membrane. The transcript is spliced from 10 exons.
UAUGGACAACAAGAAGCGCCUGGCCUACGCCAUCAUCCACUUUCUACAUGACCAGCUCCGGCAUGGCGGGCUCUCCUCCGAUGCCCAGGAGAGCUUGGAAGUGGCCAUCCAGUGCCUGGAGACCGCGUUUGGCGUGACCAUGGAAGAUCAUGACCUGGCGCUGCCUCAGACCCUGCCUGAAAUCUUUGAAGCUGCUGCAGCCUCCGCCACAGACAGGGACACGCCGCAGGACCUGAGGAGCCCCGAGCAACCGCCCUCUGAGGAGGACUCAGCGGAGGCGGAGCGCCUCAAGACAGAAGGAAACGAGCAGAUGAAAGUUGAUAACUUUGAAGCGGCUGUCCAUUUCUACGGGAAGGCCAUUGAGCUCAACCCUGCCAACGCCGUCUAUUUCUGUAACAGGGCUGCAGCCUACAGCAAGCUGGGCAACUACGCUGGCGCAGUGCAGGACUGUGAUCGUGCCAUCUGCAUAGACCCGUCCUACAGCAAGGCCUAUGGCCGUAUGGGCCUGGCGCUGUCCAGCCUGAACAAGCAUGCGGAAGCCGUGGCUUACUACAAGAAGGCACUGGAGCUCGACCCCGACAACGAGACCUACAAGUCCAAUCUCAAGAUCGCGGAGCUGAAACUGAGGGAGGCACCCAGCCCGACGGGAGGCACCUUCGACAUUGCCGGCCUGCUCAACAACCCAGGCUUCAUGAGCAUGGCUUCAAAUCUAAUGAACAACCCCCAAGUCCAGCAGCUCAUGUCUGGGAUGAUCUCAGGCAGCCACAACCCCCUGGGGACCCCAGGCACCAGCCUCUCUCAGAAUGAGCUGGCCAACCUCAUCCAGGCGGGCCAGGAGUUUGCGCAGCAGAUGCAGCAGCAGAACCCCGAGUUGAUCGAGCAGCUCAGGAGUCAGAUCCGGAGUCGGACCCCCAGUGCCAGCAAUGACGAGCAGCAGGAGUGAC